Molecule: messenger RNA, 4549 nt
Organism: Amaranthus tricolor (Joseph's coat)
Lineage: Eukaryota; Viridiplantae; Streptophyta; Magnoliopsida; Caryophyllales; Amaranthaceae
Product: WEB family protein At3g02930, chloroplastic-like
Exons: 3
Coding region: 219-3527 (1102 amino acids)
Biological process (GO): reciprocal meiotic recombination
Source: RefSeq, a predicted model, not a curated record
CUACUAAUCUAUUACAUGCUUAUUCUAAUUUCUCCAACUAUCUCAAUCUUGUACCCUUUUUCUGCAUCUUGCAAUGCAAUGUCAUAAAUUUAAUUAAGCACCAUUAAACAAGAACAACAAAUAAAGAUUGUAUUUUUAUUAUACUUCUUGCUUCUAAUUGACUUGCACAUAACCCAUGUCUUCAAAGUCCAAAAUGUGUAAUGAUCACAUUAUGAUCAAUGGGCAGAUCUGGUUUAUCUGAUACUCCCAGUAGCAAGACUGGAAGAACUACACCUAGAGUUGCCAAAUUAGGAAAGCCAGGAUCACUCAAGUCAGAUGCAGAUUCACCUUCUCUUAUCCCUAAUCCUCGACUAUCGAUCGAUCGAACAUCCCCAAGAUCGGUUACCUCGAAGCCUACCAUUACUCGAACCCCCAUUCGACUCUCUACGCCUGAAAAGCCUCAGUCGCGUAUUUUGAAGCCAUCCGAGUUGCAGGCCCAAUUAUUAGCUGCACAAGAUGAUCUUAAGAAAGCAAAAGAAACCUUACUUUUGUAUGAAAAAGAGAAGAAUCAAGCACUCAAUGAGUUGAAAGAUGCAAAAAAACAAGCUGAUGAGGCUAAUGAGAAGCUUCAGGAGGCUUUGGUGGCUCAAAAACGGGCCGAAGAUACUUCUGAGAUCGAAAAAUUCCGUGCUGUCGAGCUGGAACAAGCUGGAAUUGAGGCUGCACAGAAGAAAGACGAGGAAUGGAAGAAAGAGUUAGAAGCGCUGAGGAGUCAAAAUGCUGCAGAUAAGACUGCGCUUCUCGCAGCUGCGGAAGAACUCCAAAGGGCCAAGCAAGAGCUUGCCAUGGUUACUGAUGCCAAGAACCUGGCUCUUAGCCACGCCGAUGAUGCCACCAUGAUUGCUGAGCUUCAUGCCAAAAAGGUUGAAACCCUGUCGGCAGAGCUUGCUAAGUUGAAGGGUUUGCUCGAGUCGAAUGCCAACGAUGGUGAUACCGAGAAUGGGAUAGUUGUGGAAUUGAGAUCAGAAUUGAGUUGUUUGAGGCAAGAACUUGAAAAGGCGAAAAACUUUGAGCAAGAACUUGUCAAGAAAGAAAAUUCGUCUAAGACGAUUGUGGGAGGAUUAAGAUCGGAGAUAGAAACCCUUAAGGAAGAGCUUGACGCGGUGAAGGCAUGUAAAGAGGGUAUGGUUGAAAAAGAGAAGUCAUAUGAAAAGGUUGUGACGGAACUUAAAUCGGAGAUCGUCUCUCGGGAAGAUGAGAUCGAGAAGAUAAAGACCCAUGAGCAGGAUUUGAUUCAUAAGGAAAAGUCUUACGAGAAGAUGAUUGAAGAACUUAAAAUUGAGUUGGGUUCUCUACGAGAAGAGUUGAAGAAGCAAGAGGCUUUCAAAGAAGAGCUGAUUAACAAAGAAGAAUCUCGCGAUAGGGUUAUUUCUGAGCGAGAUUUUGAAAUUGAUUCUCUAAAAAAGGAGCUCGAGAAUGCGAAGAGCUUUGAAGGGCAGCUGGCCGAGAAGACUUCAUUGUAUGACCAGACUGUUACGGAGCUUAAGUCAGAGAUAGAUCUCCUAAAUCACGAGCUUGAAAAGGCCGAGAUUCUCAACGCAGAACUACUCGAGAGAGAGAAAUUAAACGAGGUAAUCACAAGAAACUGUGAAACGGAGAUGCAUUCUCUUCGGCAAAAGCUGGAAUCGGCCAAGGGCUUUCAGGAGACAUUGGUCGAGAAGGAAGAGGCUUAUGAACAGCUAAAUGUAGAGUUGGAAGCCGCUAGGAUGGCCGAAUCUUAUGCUUUGAAUCUCCUAGAUGAAUGCAAGAAGAGAGCCGAGGAACUUGAAAAUAAGGUGGCAGAAUCAAAUAGACUGGAGAGAUCAGCAUCUGAAUCAUUGGAAUCGAUUAUGAAACAGCUCGCGGGAAAUAGUGAUAUGCUUCAUGAGGCAGAAUGUGAAAUUUCGGCUCUUAAGGAGAAGGUAUCUUUGUUGGAAAUAUCACUCGAGAAAAAGAAAACGGAUUCGGAAGAAUCAGAAAAUCGUCUUCAAAAAGCAAAUGAAGAAGUUAGAGUAGUAACCGAGAAAUUAGACUCGUUAAGGUCUGGGCUCGAAAUUAUGUCCGAGGAGAAAGCUCAGGCUCUUGAGAAUGAGAAACUUGCAGCCUGUAAUGUUCAGGACCUGUUAGAAGAGAAAAAUAAGCUCAUUAAUGAGCUUGAUACGUUGAAAGAAGAAGAAGAAAAGAGCAAGAAAGCAAUGGAGAGUUUGGCUUCGGCGUUGCAUGAAGUUUCUGCCGAAGCGAGGGAGGCCAAAGAGAGCUUGCUAUCAAGCCGAGCAGAGCAUGAGAACUUCGAAAUGCAAAUCGAGCAUCUUCAGCUUGUUUUGAAAGGAACGAGUGAGAACUAUGAGGCCGUGCUUGAAGAUUCAAAACGAGAGAUCGAUCAGCUUAAAAAUACCGUAGAACAAUCGAAGGUAGAUUUUGAUACUCAAAUGGAAGAUUUGAAGGUGGUUUUGAAGGCUUCAAAUGAGAAAUACGAGAACAUGCUUGAUGAGUCGAAUCAGGAGAUUGAUCGUCUUUCGAAAGAGAUGGAACAGUCGAAGCUCGGGCAUCAAAACGAGAAGGCGAAGUGGGAGGUUAAAGAGAUGGAGUUGAAAAACCGUGUUAAGACUCUGGAAGAUGAGAAAUCAACAAUUAAAGAGUCGGGGAUGAGUUAUGAGGACGCUAAGGUAGAGUGGGAACAGAAAGAGCUGCAGCUGGUGAAUAGUGUAAAACGAUCGGAGGAAGAGAAGUCGUCUAUGGAGAAGGAAAUAAUAAGGUUGGUUCAUUUGCUUAGGGAAGCCGAGGAAAAGGCUUGUGCAGCUCGGGAAGAAGGAUCCCAGCUAAGGAAUUCACUCGGGGAGGCUAUGUCAGAGUCGGUAUCCUUAAAGGAAGCCCGUGAUGAAGCUGAGGGCGAGACGUUAAAGUUAAAGGACGCUCUUUGUGGUAAAGAGAAUGAAUUGCAGAUCAUGAUCCGAGAAAACGAGCAGCUUUGGGCUGCAGAAGAUGCGAAUGCCUGGAAGAUAGACGAACUAACCAAGUUACUUGAAGAAGCUAAGUCCUACCAACGAACCAAAGAAAACGGAGAACUCUCAGAUAGCGAUAAAGAGUACGAUAUGCUUCCAAAAGUCGUUGAAUUUUCAGAGGAAAAUGGGCACACUAGUGAGCUUCCAUCUCAUGAAAACAAGGGAGUUAAUGGGGUGAGUGAGGGUGAUAAAAACGUUGUUUUGGCCGAGGCCGAGGCUGAGAACACAAAACCCACAUCAACGGAGAAUAAAGAGCAGGCGCAUGAUGAUUCUCCGGAAUCUGAUAUAAAGAUGUGGGGCCGAGAUGUUUCAACCGAGAUGGAAGCAGAACAAGUGUCAGUGGAUGACGAAGUUGAUUACAAGGCUGAACGUGGUGAAAGUGUCGAUCUAAUGAACGAGAUUUCAUCAGAUAACGGUGCAAACUCCGACUUGAAGCAGAAGAAGAAAAAACCGUUAUAUCGAAAAUUUGGAAAUCUACUCAAGAAGGGUAUGAGCAACCAAAAGUAGGUAUUUUAGGUAAGUGCAAUAUAGUAGUGUGAGUAUAUGUUUGUUCUAUUGGCUUCUUUUGGAAUGUAAAAGUAUGGAGAAGCAUGUAAUAUGAUGCCUAGAUUCUUUAUUUUAUUUUUUCUCAAGGUUGAGCCACCUUAAGAAGUAAUUAGUGUGUGAUUUGUUUUUCUAAUCCAAUGGAUUAGUGGUCUAGAUUUGUGCUUGAAAAGAAAGGGAUUAUAAAUUUGUUCUAAUCAAUAUGUUUAUUUCUGGUAAAAGUGAUUUGUGUACUGUGUAACUUGUAGACUGUAUACUACAAAGUUGUUUGGUUUCAUGGUAAUUCAGUUGGAAUUUCCUAUUCACAAAGUUUUAUGUGAGACGGUCUUACCAUGACAUGUAUAGCUCAAUAAGUGAAUAAUUAGCAUAUGCUCUUUGUUUUUGGGUCGUUUCAUCAAAAAAACGGUCUAUCAAAAGAAUAGUUCAUAUCUAUUUCAUAGGAAUUGCAUAUUUGUAUAGUAGUUUAGUUAAUUUGGGCAAAUAUAGAAAAUGAAAUUUGCCCUGAAAGUGCGAAGUCUCACAAAAUGUAGGAAUUUACUUACUAAACGGUUGUAGGUAAUUUCGAUUUUUUGUGUUAAUUGUAAAUUUUACUGUUUAACCGACGAAACAAGUAAAACUAUUAUAUGAGAAUCUGAAAAAGAAAAUAAAGUUUAAAGAAUAAUAAAUUAUCAUUCAAUUUAUGUUUCGUGUUAGCUAGCUUAACAUUUCAUUUACCAAACACAUCAGCAACUAAGAGUAAAUCUAAAUCCGACCCGUUAGCAUUCCUUAUGUUAGUGAGCGGUGCUACAUAAAACCACUGACAAAGUCAGAUUAUCAACAAUUCUUCUCUUGUCCAAUGCGGGUGAUAUUCGUAUAUUUCCUUUGUUCUGAAAUACUUGUUACAUUAUAGUUAUUAACAUUAUUUAUCGCUCAAGCUUAUUUUAUAAAUUGCUGCUAAUAUGUAACAAUAAAUACAGUCAAAUAUGAUCUUGUUUGAAUCGUUUAUC